This is a messenger RNA of Penicillium nucicola, 900 nucleotides long. Its product is annotated as short-chain dehydrogenase/reductase-like protein SDR. The coding region runs from base 1 to 900 and encodes 299 amino acids. The record is from RefSeq and is a predicted model, not a curated record. The transcript has 3 exons. NCBI's taxonomy places the organism in Eukaryota, Fungi, Ascomycota, Eurotiomycetes, Eurotiales, Aspergillaceae.
AUGAAUCCUGUCAAUACUGAGCCUUACAAGCUACCAAAUGGUGCCACCUGGCUAGUCACCGGAUGCUCAUCAGGUAUAGGUCGCGCAAUUGCCACUUUGAUCGCAAGCAAGCCAAACCAGCGCAUUAUCGCAACAGCGCGCAAUCCAGCCGAUCUAUCUUACCUCCCAGACGACAACAUCAAUAUUCUGAAGCUUGCCCUGGACGUGACCUCGGUCGAAUCCGUGAACAACGCAUUUACUGCAGCAGCACAGCAUUUUGGGGAAUCUUUCCACCUAGAUGUGGUGGUGAACAACGCCGGGUACUCCCUUUCGGGUGAUACCGAGGCUGCAACGGAAGAGGAAAUGCACCAGGAGAUGGAGACCUUGUUCUUCGGGACUGUGCGUGUGACAACCCGCAGUAUCGAGGUAAUGAGACAGGCCAAAGAUCGUCGCGGGGGGUUGAUUUUCCAAAUGUCCUCAUUGGCGGGGCUGUGCGCGUUUCCCGGUCAUGCCUUUUACCAUGCUAGCAAGUUUGCCGUGGAGGGAUUCUCGGAAUCGGUCGCCAGGGAGAUGCAUCCAGACUGGAACAUCAACUUCUGUAUUGUCGAGCCUAGCGGUGUCAAAACUAGUUUUGAAGGUCAUAGCAAGGCACAUAUCACGCCUCAUCCCGCCUAUGCAGGUCCUGAUAUGCCAGCAAGAAAGCUGGAGGGCUAUGUGCGCCAGGGAUUGAAACUUGGCAUGGGAAUGGAGCCUUCUGCUAUUGCCGAGACCUUGUUUAAAAUUGCGAGCCGCGAGGAGCGUGUUCCGCUUCGGUUGCCUCUGGGAGCAGUGUCUUGGAAAAUGUCCAAGUCGAAGUUCCAGGCAUUGUUGGAGGACUUUGAUGCCGUGAAAGAUAUUAGUGCCAUGGGGGAACAGCUUUGA